AUGACUGAUGCUAAAGACGGCGUAUCCCUCUUUGACCUCGCAUCUGGCACCUCAGUCGCUCCAUCAGACACAGCUGACAGCCUCACUCGCUCACAGUGGCUUACCCGUGACGCUGCUACUCGCCUAGCUAUUCGUAAUCACUUGCCGUUAGCCGAACGCACUCACUUUGGCCAGCACAAAACUUCUAAGGCACUGUACACUGCUGUCAUCGCUCGCUACUCUUCCCCAGCCACUGCUACUCUCAGCCGCCUUAUCCUACCCUACCUGUUCCCCGUGCUAUCCUCCUUCGCCACAGCUGAGGACCUCAUCGCUCACCUUCUCACUAGUGAUCUACGCUACCGCGCCGCCCUCCCAGCAGAGUUCUUAGACAAGAACCCUCCCCCGAUGUACAUCACACUCUACUUCGUAGUCACCCGACUCCCUGACUCUCUUCGCGUAGUCAGGGACCACUUUCUAGCCCUCCCCCCCACCGACCUCACAGUCGACGACCUCGAGAAGCACCUCCUUGCAGCUGAGUCCAACAUGGUCGCUGUCGGUGCUGCUCGUGGCACUCCCCGCACUCCCCUCUUUGAGGGCGCCGCAGCGGCAAGAGGAGGGGAGGCAAGGGUGGCAGCGGUGGCAGCAGGGGGGGGUGGUGGUGGAGGCGGAGACGGUGGGGGUGGGGGUGGCGGUGGGGGUGGUGGCGGGAGUGGAGGUUUCGGUGGCGGUGGUGGCGGCAGCGGUGGGCGUAGUGGUGGUGGAGGUGGCGGUGGUGGUAGCGGUGGCGGUGGCGGCGGUGGCGGCGGUGGUGGCGGCAGUGGGAGCGGUGGUACCGGCGGUGGUGGCAGCGGUGGUGGCGGACGUGGUGGAGCUGUUCAGCGGGGAGGUGCUGGUGGUGGCCAGCGCCAGCAGCAGCAGCGUCCGCAUGAGCCCCUCACGCCCCAGCAGCUUCGUGAGUGGUACGCUCAGCGUGGGGCGUCUGGGGGUAGUGCUCGCUGCCCGUAUGUCAUUUGCACUGGGGACCGCGCUGGUCAGACAUGCGGGAAGUUUCACACCCAGCACCGCUGCUUCUCCCGCCUUGACGAUGCUUGGCUCGUUCAGUUUAAGCGCGAUAUUGAUAUCUAUGCUCUUGACUUUGAUGCUAUCCUUGCUGCCAUGUAUGCAUUGACUGUUAGUGCUGAUGGGGACUGUUACUUGUGUAUGCCACCAGACCCAGGUAUAGCGCUCUAG
This is a messenger RNA of Closterium sp. Yama58-4, 1209 nucleotides long. NCBI's taxonomy places the organism in Eukaryota, Viridiplantae, Streptophyta, Zygnematophyceae, Desmidiales, Closteriaceae. The record is from the annotation of a GenBank genome assembly.